AAAACCAAUCAAUCUCCUCUUCUUUCUAUCCAAUUCCACUCGCCGGAAAAUCAAGAAACUCGCCGGAAAAACCAUCCAACAACCCCUUUUUGCAAUCCUUUGAUCGAUUAAUUUCAAGAAUCAGAGAUAUGGAUCUUAAUUUCGAAGCAACCGAACUAAGAUUGGGGUUGCCGGGAUCCAUCGACGACCAGCCGGAGAUUAAAACAUCACCUUCUCCGGCGAACACCAACAAAAGAAGUUCAUCAGAAAUGGGUUCAAGUAUCUCGGAUGCAAACGAUACUUCAAGAUCCCCCCCUCCCGCCAAGGCACAAGUUGUUGGGUGGCCGCCGGUGAGAUCUUACCGGAAAAACAUACUUCAAGGGAAGAAAACCGAUGAAUCGGAGCUGGGUUGUGGGAUAUACGUGAAAGUAAGCAUGGAUGGAGCUCCAUAUUUGAGGAAAGUUGAUCUGAAAAUGUACAAAAGUUAUGAAGAACUAGUGAAGGGUUUACAAACGAUGUUUAAGUGCAUUAUAGGGUUGUACUCAGAGAGAGAAUUAGGGUACAACCAUGGAUCUGCAUACAAACCAACUUAUGAAGACAAAGAUGGAGAUUGGAUGCUGGUUGGAGAUGUGCCAUGGGAGAUGUUUCUAAGUUCUUGCAGAAGGCUUAGAAUCAUGAAAGGAUCUGAAGCUAUGGAGGGUUGAUCAUGGAGUUGAUGAAGAGGGUUUUGUUUUUUAUUUUCAAGAAAUGAAACCAAUCACAAUAUGUAAAUAUGAUCAUGUAAUUUUUUUUGCAUCUACAUGUUUUUAUGAAAGCAAAUAUAUAUGAAUACUUGUUGAAAUUUUCAA
Molecule: messenger RNA, 827 nt
Organism: Cynara cardunculus var. scolymus (artichoke)
Lineage: Eukaryota; Viridiplantae; Streptophyta; Magnoliopsida; Asterales; Asteraceae
Product: auxin-induced protein 22D-like
Exons: 2
Coding region: 129-683 (184 amino acids)
Biological process (GO): regulation of DNA-templated transcription
Cellular component (GO): nucleus
Molecular function (GO): protein binding
Source: RefSeq, a predicted model, not a curated record